Messenger RNA from Spirodela intermedia, 150 nucleotides. NCBI's taxonomy places the organism in Eukaryota, Viridiplantae, Streptophyta, Magnoliopsida, Alismatales, Araceae. The record is from the annotation of a GenBank genome assembly.
AUGGGACGGGAAAAACGGGCUAGCCGCCAGAGAAGAAGGGCUAGAUCCUUCACCUCUGAGGGGAACCCGCCGAUCUGGUCGCGGAAACAACUCAAGGGAGAACGCGCAGGGAGGAUAGGCGUCAAGAGUGGCGGCGAAAGAGGUAGCUGA